Messenger RNA from Morchella sextelata, 1323 nucleotides. RefSeq lists its product as uncharacterized. The transcript has 9 exons. The coding region runs from base 1 to 1323 and encodes 440 amino acids. Lineage: Eukaryota; Fungi; Ascomycota; Pezizomycetes; Pezizales; Morchellaceae. The record is from RefSeq and is a predicted model, not a curated record.
AUGGCAGCAGGAGACGGAUUUAAUGUUGAUGAACUCAACUGUGCUGACCCCUCGACCCACUCCUCCAUCAAAAAAGAUGAUGGAUAUGUGAAUAAAUCCAUCGCUUCUCUUAAGCCAGGUCACUCCAAUGUAUCUAUCAGUGGAAGGAUUGUCAAUCUUUACUACCGAGAGACUGAUUCUAAAGCGGAUGAGGUCAAAAAAAUAUUAAGCAUCAUCGUCAAAGACAUAGACGGUGUGAUUGAGGUAAAAUACGAGGUACCGUCAACCCUGGAUGCCAACAGAAAUGAAGCUGGCUUUUAUCUCGGACGAUUGUGUAGGGUAUACACUACCGAAGUCUUUGCUCUAGAUCCUCGGUCCCUUCAGAGCUCACCAGCAGGAAUGUCUUACUACAUCAAAGUUUUAGAGACAGACUACACUUCACAAUUUGGAUUCCUUGAAGAAGAUGACACACUGUUUAGGACACCAAUCAGCUGUACCUUGAGAAGCAAAGGGGAGGAAUUCAUGCCGCUGAGAACCUUUUUAGAGAUUGGGCCCCGGAUCCAGGGAGUUAUGGCGCUGGUUUGCAUUAAGGCAAUUUAUUACCGAAGAAUACUUUCAAAGAUUGAUGGAAGAUUACUUAAUAAAGUUGAUGUCGUUGUCUUUGACGACACUUGCGACAGCAGAUUGACUAUGUGCGGAGCAAUUUCAUGUUCAGCAAGAACCUGGAUUCUCCUCAUAACAUCUGCCCAUACUGAAGUAUGGGAAGAUAAGUGCCAUCUCAUAGUCAAUCGCGCCACAACGAUCGAUGUCAACCCAGCCACUGAAGCUACAGCACGACUGCGUGCUUACGCUCAGCUCAUCAAGCCACCUACAUUCAUCUCGCCUCAGUUUCCCGUAGAUCAGGUUUUUGACUGGGAGAGAGAGUUAAAUAGUACCAACAACGUUAGCUGCGAAACCCCCGUCUUUACAAAUGAACUCCAAGUCGAAUGUAUAAGAUGCAACGAGGAAGUCCCAAAUCUACUCCCUAAUCGUGAUAUUAUCGGACUUGUCACCGAUGAAACUGGAUGCCUACCUGGAAACAAGGCACUAUUUUCUCAUCGUUCUUGGAGUAGUUUCUUUGGCUGCUCAGUUGAAGAGCUGGCUAGGGGAGCGAGCAUCGAUAACUUUCGAGACUUUGAACAGAGAAAUCUCUUCACCAGACUUACCAUGAUCUUUGGCUUAGAUCCCAAAAUUGAGGGGAUUUCAAUUUGGGACAAAGGCUGUAACAAACCUUUACUUUGCGGGCCGUUGGUUAAGGGGCAUAUGCUUUCAAGAAUUAAUAGUCAAUAUCCGGCGAGCUUCUAA